AUGCUUUCCGGACAGGGUUUUGACUACCACUGUCAUUCCAAUCUGACUCGUGCCAUACUGCCAUAUGGCUUAACAGAAUUUGAUGUUCACGAUGUGUUAAAUGUCUUUCAGGUGACUGGCUUGAACAGAAAUGGUGAAUACUUCAUGCAACCAUGCCCAGCAAAAUCAGGAGACUUCUUCGAAUUCUUUGCAGAGAUCGAUGUUUUGUGUGCUUUGUCGACCUGUCCAGGAGGGGACCUCUCCAAAUGGGGCUGGGCAAAGAACGACGGAGAGGACCCUAUGCUAGAAUGCUGUCGUCCACUUGGAGUUGAAGUUUACAGAAUCACUGAUCCAGUGGUCCUGAAAGGGUGGGAACCCCCUGCCGCAUCCUCAUACAAGGGCAGUCACGGUAUCCAAUUGCGCGACGUUCGAUGA
Molecule: messenger RNA, 414 nt
Organism: Letharia columbiana
Lineage: Eukaryota; Fungi; Ascomycota; Lecanoromycetes; Lecanorales; Parmeliaceae
Exons: 1
Coding region: 1-414 (137 amino acids)
Source: RefSeq, a predicted model, not a curated record